Messenger RNA from Sclerotinia sclerotiorum 1980 UF-70, 1215 nucleotides. RefSeq lists its product as hypothetical. Lineage: Eukaryota; Fungi; Ascomycota; Leotiomycetes; Helotiales; Sclerotiniaceae. Gene Ontology annotation, biological process: positive regulation of transcription by RNA polymerase II. Bases 1 to 1215 code for a protein of 404 amino acids. The record is from RefSeq and is a predicted model, not a curated record. Gene Ontology annotation, molecular function: DNA-binding transcription factor activity; transcription cis-regulatory region binding. The transcript is spliced from 5 exons. Gene Ontology annotation, cellular component: nucleus.
AUGUCUCUCGUCAAAAGACCGAAAGAGAAGAAGUCUGGCAAAGGCUGCUGGACGUACACGGAAGUCCUCUCUCGUAUGAUAACAACUAUUGAUGAUUGUUUGAACGGUUUCCGAAAUUACUUGCUCCCAAACGCACUUGCGGACCGCUACCUUUCCUGUCUGAGCCUAAGAUAUGCAAUCCUUGCUGUGUCCGCAUAUCAUUUAUGGGGAACUGAAGCUGCAGUACAAUACAAGAUUUCUGCAAUACGGCUUCUCUCGCAAUCUAUUCAAACAGGGGGAGGCGGACGUCGAGGGCAAUUUGCCACAUGUAUGAUGCUCUGUGUGGGUGAUGUUUUUGACGGCCUUGAUGGAAGCUGGCUUACACAUUUAAAAGCUGCAAGAGCCAUCGGAUUGACAAUGACGAAAGAUCACUUCUUGAAUACUUGGCUCUUGUACCAUGAUGUUCUAGCAGAUUUCAGUCAGGGAACGGGGCAGAGAAAAUCUAUAAGUAAUACAUUUCUCGGGGCUCCGAGCGCGAAUCCUGAGAACAAAAUUAUCAUUGGAUCUUUGGGGUGCUCGCUAGAAGUCCUUGAAUGCAUAUCGUGCAUCAAUGAGCUUUCGAAAAUUCCUGAAGAACAAGGAGAAUAUCGGGACUUUGCGCAAGGGUUGGUGAAACAACUCGAAAGCGCCCAACAAAUCUCCGCAAUCAUGGAAGACGACACUACCGGCAAGAUUGAUCAAAUCAAAAUAGAAAAUACAGCCGAACUUUACCGGCUGGGGGCGCUCAUAUAUCUCCAUUCGGUGCUUUCUAUACCUUCCGACUCCGAUGUGAUACAAGACCUGGUGAGCAAGGCUUUGGCCAUUCUUACUAGAAACGGUGUCUGCACAAGUCCUUGGCCAUUAUUCAUCACAGCAUGCGAGAUACUGUCUGACGAGCAAAGGAUCCAAAUCCUAGAUGCUUUGGAAGAUAUGCAGAGUGAAAGGAGAAUAGGAAAUCUAGAAAUAGUGAGAGGGAUUAUAGAAACUGUGUGGAAGCAAAUGGAUUUGGCGGAAGGUAAUGUCGUAACCUCUUCAAGAAUUGCCUCAGUGGCAGUAGCACCCACUCUUUUGACACCUAACGCCCUCACUCUUAAUAAAUCAUCUAAAGUUCUCACUCCUCUAGCAGCCUCAAUCUGCAAUAUUUCCUUCACACUUUUCCGCAUUAGAUCCAGAUGCGAUAACGUGGCGCCUUCUUAA